This is a messenger RNA of Plectropomus leopardus (leopard coralgrouper), 3259 nucleotides long. It is a transcript of the gene tlr7, whose product is annotated as toll-like receptor 7. Gene Ontology annotation, molecular function: pattern recognition receptor activity; protein binding. Lineage: Eukaryota; Metazoa; Chordata; Actinopteri; Perciformes; Serranidae. The record is from RefSeq and is a predicted model, not a curated record. Gene Ontology annotation, biological process: toll-like receptor signaling pathway; positive regulation of interleukin-6 production; defense response to virus. Gene Ontology annotation, cellular component: plasma membrane.
GAUCAACAACAUACACUUCUUUCAGCACUGAACCAACUUGACAGCAAGACUCGUAGCAGGACUUCUCAUGUCAAAGAUGUUCUUCCAUCUGAUUUAUGUGGCAUUGCUGUGGUGUUGCCUCCCCACAUCGACAGCUAGCGUUGCUUACCCCAAAACUCUGCCGUGUGAUGUCAGUGAGGCCAACAACGGGAGCACGGUGACGGUUGACUGCACUGAGAGGAGCCUCAAAGAUAUUCCCCCUGGCAUCCCCAGAGACACCACCAACCUGACACUCACCAUCAACCACAUUCCUAAAUUAAACUCCACCUCCUUUCGUGGUCUGGAGAACCUGACUGAGAUCGACAUGAGGUGCAACUGUGUGCCAAUUAAAAUUGGGCCCAAGGACCGCAUGUGUACUGAGAGUGUGGUUAUAGAGGAAAACACCUUUACCAGCCUGAGGAAUCUGCGAGCAUUGUAUCUGGAUGGCAAUCAGCUCUCCAGUAUACCUAAAGGCCUGCCUUCAAACCUGAUCCUGCUGAGUUUGGAAGUGAAUCACAUUUAUAAUAUUUCCAAAGCAAACCUCUCUGACAUCAGAAAUAUUGAGAUGCUCUAUCUCAGUCAGAACUGCUAUUACCGUAACCCAUGUAAUAAUUCCUAUGCUAUAGAGGACGAUGCAUUUUUACAGCUUAGCAACUUAACAUUGUUGUGUCUAAAGUCAAACAACUUAUCCUUUAUUCCACAUCAACUCCCCACAAGUCUGAAGGAGUUGUACCUCUACAAUAACAACAUUCAAAAUGUCACUGAUGACGAUUUCAAAAACUUGACAAACCUCGAGAUUCUAGAUAUAAGUGGGAACUGUCCUCGAUGCUACAAUGCUCCUUUCCCAUGCACCCCGUGUCCAAAUGACUCCCCACUUAAAAUCAGCAAGGAUGCUUUUAAAAUGUUGACAAAACUAAAGACGCUCCGCCUACAUAGUAACUCUCUGACAUGCGUGUCAUCUGAGUGGUUUGCCAGCAUGAAAGACCUGAGGGUGCUUGAUCUCUCAUCUAACUUUUUAGCAAAAGACAUUGUAGACACACGCUUCCCACAAUUCCUGGACAAAUUGGAAGAACUGGACCUUUCGUUUAACUAUGAGCUUCAGAAGUACCCUAAAACACUGAGGCUAAGCUGCUCUUUCUCCGCCCUCAAAUCCCUUCGAAUUCUCAGACUGAAGGGAUAUGUGUUUCAGCAGCUAAAGCCAGAGAGCAUUGCUCCUUUAAAGCAUCUCACAAAGUUGGAGGUCAUAGAUCUGGGUACAAACUUUAUUAAAAUGGCCAACCUCAGUAUUCUGAUGGAACUGAAAAGCUUUAAAAUAAUCAACCUGUCUGACAACAGAAUAUCAUCCCCCUCUGACGGCCAAGACGCUGUUGGUUUCUCUGGGGGAGAGACCUUGGACUGGUCUCCCAUGUCAGCUGGAGCUCAGUACGGAAAUAAGGAAGUGAGAGAAAUUCAUUACUUCAGAUAUGAUGAAUAUGCACGCAGCUGCAAAUACAAAGAUAAAGAACUUGGAACUGUUGCAUCCUUCGUCAACAAGAAAUGUAGUAAGUUCGGCAAAACCCUGGAUGUGAGCAGAAACAACAUAUUCUUCUUGCAUUCCAGAUUUUUAAAUCUUGAAGAGCUGAGAUGCCUGAAUCUGUCAGGGAAUGCAAUGAGCCAAAGUCUGAACGGCUCUGAAUUUUCCUAUCUGACUAACUUACAAUAUCUAGACUUUUCCUGGAAUCGCCUGGACCUGCUCUACUGCACUGCAUUUCAAGAGCUGAAAAAUCUAGUUGUCUUGGAUAUAAGUUACAACAACCAUUACUUUGAGUCAGAGGGCUUGACUCACAUGCUUAACUUCACUAGAAACUUGAAAAAGCUCAAGAUAUUGCGCAUGAACCACAACAAGAUCUCUACUUCCACUAACACAGAGCUGGAGAGUGAAUCUCUGGAGAGGUUGGAGUUCAGAGACAACCGGUUAGACAUGUUGUGGAGAGACGGGGACAUCAGGUAUGCCAAUUAUUUCAAGAACUUAACUAAUCUGACUGUUCUCGACAUCUCUCAUAACAAUCUCAAUUUUAUCCCACCUGAAGUGUUCAGCGGUCUGCCGGACAAACUGUCUGAGCUCUACAUCAAAAAUAACAAACUAAGAGAUAAAUCCUUUGAAUGGGGAAAACUACAACUUCUACAAUCUUUGGAAGUCUUAGAUCUCAGUGGCAAUAGCAUAACUACUGUUCCAUCCAUGCUGUCAGCAAGCUGUCCUAAAUCUCUCAAGAAGCUCCAUUUACAAAGAAACCAGAUUGUGGCACUCACGCCAGAUUUCCUCAAAGGUGCCUACAACUUAAAAUAUCUGGAUCUUAGUUUUAAUCACAUACAGCACAUUGACAGAUCAAGCUUUCCAGAUGAUGUUGUGGAUCAGAUGGACAUGCUGCUUCUGCACAACAAUGCAUUCCUGUGCACAUGCAAUGCCACUUGGUUCAUCACAUGGCUCAACAGGACCACAGUAACCAUCCCCAAACUGGCCACGGAUGUUACUUGUGCAAGUCCAGAGGCGCAAAAAGGUCAUCCCGUGAUCUCAGUGGACCUCUUGGCCUGCCAGCACAGCUACCUGUCAAUCAUCCUCUACACCCUCAUGACUUCCCUCGUCCUCAGCUUCCUCACCCUGUCAAUCUCCAGCCAUCUCUUCCUUUGGGACGUCUGGUACAUUUACCACUUCUGCAGGGCAAAGCUCAAGGGUUACGGCCGCUUGUACUCCCAAAGCUGCGCCUAUGAUGCCUUUGUGAUAUACGACAAGGACGAUGCCGCAGUGUCAGAGUGGGUGAUGAAAGAAAUGUGCGCUCAUCUGGAGGACCAUGGGGACCGUCGCCUGACGCUGUGUCUGGAGGAACGGGACUGGAUCCCGGGAUGCCCCUUGAUUGACAACCUUUCCAAGAGCAUCCACAACAGCAAGAGGACCGUGUUCAUUCUCACCAACAAAUAUAUCAAGAGUGGCAAUUUUAAGACAGCUUUCUACAUUGCCCACCAAAGGCUAAUGGAUGAAAAAAAUGACGUUAUCGUGCUGAUCUUCCUGGAGAAAGUACCUUGCAAUUCAAAGUAUCUGAGAUUAAGGAAGAGACUGUAUAAGCGCUCUGUGCUGGAUUGGCCAACAAACCCCCAAGCCCAGUUGUAUUUCUGGUUCAGCCUGAGAGGUGUAUUAGCGACUGAAAGUCACAAGCAAUACAACAAUCUCUUCAAAGAGACACUGUAAAAACAAUAUACUGUCAAA